AUGGACGAUAUUGAUGACCAUAGAGGGCUUUUCUUUUUAUGUUUACUCGCUUUUUGUUUCCUUGGAAUUCUUAGUAGAUUCAUCAACCUUAUUAUCUCUGGGAAAUGGUACGACGACGACGAUAGCCAAACGAAUGAAGCAAGAUCAGGAACAACAACCCAACAACAGGAACAGCAACAUAUGACAGAAAAUACUACUGCAAGUGCCCAAUCUGAAAUUCUAAAUAUUAUUAGUAGUAUGCUUAACGGUAAUACAAGUAUGGGAAUAGAUUUUUCUUCACAACCAAGGAAUGAUCCAUCCACUGCCACUGAGUGCACAUUAAAUUUAGUCGAGAUCGGAACAUCUUUGCCAUCUGAGUGCACUAUUUGCUUAGAAGAUUUUCAUGCAGAUAAUCAACAUGGAGGAGAUCAUAAGAUAUGCAUGUUGCACGAGUGCAAACAUAUGUUUCAUGCUGAUUGCAUUAAGAUGUGGGUUAACUCUAAACAGGGAAUAUCAACCCAUACUUGCCCCAACUGCAGAGUAAGCCUAUGA
Messenger RNA from Papaver somniferum (opium poppy), 531 nucleotides. RefSeq names its product E3 ubiquitin-protein ligase ATL59-like. The coding region runs from base 1 to 531 and encodes 176 amino acids. The transcript has a single exon. NCBI's taxonomy places the organism in Eukaryota, Viridiplantae, Streptophyta, Magnoliopsida, Ranunculales, Papaveraceae. The record is from RefSeq and is a predicted model, not a curated record.